AUGGCUGAAAAUCCAGAACAACCGGGCGGUAAAAAGCUCGGUACUCUACAGAGUGACACCUCUAAUUCUGCAACUCGCACUAAUGAGUACUCAAAUACUCAACAAACCCGUGCUGGUACGACAAAGAUGAAGUUUGCACCAAAGAUACAACCACGCAAGAAGCCAGUAGAGGUUAAGCAAGAAUCCGCUGAGUCCAGUACACGAGGCAGAGGUAGAGGCAGAGGCAGAGGUGACGCAUCUAGGGGUAGAGGUAGAGGUAGAGGUGAAGUCCAGAUGACGGCUUCAGGUCCCUUCGCUAUGGGUCCUUCAAAGAACGCAGGAAUGGGUAGAGCUCGUUCUUCAGCUGCAGCUACCGGUAUAACAAUUGGUGGUAAUAGACAGGCAAUGCAGAAGGAUGCCUCGCAAUUAUCUGGUGGAAAACCAUCCGUAUUAGCAGGCGAUAGAGGUGCAACGAUCAAAGACGAACCUGAACAAUACUCUGAGAAUGAGGAUGAAGGUAUGGAAAUCAUCGAUAUACAGCGAGUUGGUGAGUUGGAUCAAAACGCUCCAACUACUAUACCUAGAGAGCAUUACAAAUAUGAGACAAAGAAGGAUAAAAAGAAAAAGAAGGAUGUUAAAUUCAAUGUUAAAUCUGAACAGAAAGACAAAGACGGUGAUGAUAAGAUGCAAGAGGACGAAGAUGACGAUAUGGAACAAGCUGAUGUAGAAGAUAUCGCAGAGGGUGGAUUGGACCUCAGUGAAUCAGAAGAGGAAGACGAGACUGAAGACGUUGCUCAUGACUUUACAGUUGGUUUGGAAGCUGAGGAAGACCAGCUGCUCUUCUUCCAGUUUCCGAAGACAUUUCCAAAAUUUGCAGGACCACCUAAGCUAGCAAAUACAGACAAAAAAGUAUCCUUCGCUGAUGAGGAUGACAAGAAAGAAUCAUCUGAAAGUGAUAAAAUGGAUGUCAAAGAAGAAAGCAAACCUGAUGUCAAACCCGACGUCAAACCGGAUCUUUCUGAAGUUGAUCAAACUGGACAUGAUGACGACGCAGAGGGUGAAAUUGGUGAACUGCUGGUAUACGAAGAUGGCCAAGUUAAGAUGCAUGUUGGAAAUGGAAUAGUGUUCGACAUGAAUAGAGCUACACAACCUUCAUUCGUCCAACACGUCGUAUCGAUCGAUGAUCACCAUAGACAAAUGUCAGUACUUGGUGAAGUCGGUCUAAGGUAUUCUGCAACACUUGAUAUAAAUAGAUUAAUUGAGCAGAUGUUUUUGGACGAACAAAAGCAACGCGAGGAGCAAGAAGCCGCUGAUGCGGCAAAAAGGGGAGCUUGA
Molecule: messenger RNA, 1314 nt
Organism: Wallemia mellicola CBS 633.66
Lineage: Eukaryota; Fungi; Basidiomycota; Wallemiomycetes; Wallemiales; Wallemiaceae
Exons: 3
Coding region: 1-1314 (437 amino acids)
Biological process (GO): transcription by RNA polymerase III
Cellular component (GO): RNA polymerase III complex
Molecular function (GO): DNA binding
Source: RefSeq, a predicted model, not a curated record